Molecule: messenger RNA, 6293 nt
Organism: Pogoniulus pusillus (Red-fronted tinkerbird)
Lineage: Eukaryota; Metazoa; Chordata; Aves; Piciformes; Lybiidae
Gene: EPHA4
Product: EPH receptor A4
Exons: 18
Coding region: 99-3059 (986 amino acids)
Biological process (GO): ephrin receptor signaling pathway; protein phosphorylation; axon guidance
Cellular component (GO): dendrite; plasma membrane
Molecular function (GO): ATP binding; transmembrane-ephrin receptor activity; protein binding
Source: RefSeq, a predicted model, not a curated record
AGCGCGGCCCCGCCCCCCCCGGCAAUGUCUAUCGGCGCCGCGCGCCCAUGCAGGCAGUUAUUCCACUGGGAUAGAGCGGCCGGAGCGGCGGCGGCGGCAUGGCCGGGGUCCCGUUCUGCGCCCUCCUCCCGCUCCUCGUCGGCGUCUGCGGGGCCGUCACCGGUUCCCGGGUCUAUCCCGCCAACGAAGUUACCUUGCUGGAUUCCAGAUCAGUUCAGGGAGAACUGGGGUGGAUAGCGAGUCCCCUAGAAGGAGGGUGGGAGGAAGUAAGCAUUAUGGAUGAGAAGAACACUCCGAUCCGCACCUAUCAAGUCUGCAAUGUGAUGGAGCCCAGUCAGAACAACUGGUUACGAACUGAUUGGAUUCCCCGUGAGGGGGCUCAGAGGGUCUAUAUUGAGAUCAAGUUCACACUAAGAGACUGCAACAGCCUGCCGGGUGUCAUGGGAACUUGCAAGGAGACUUUCAACCUUUAUUACUACGAAUCAAACAACGAUAAGGAGCGUUUUAUCCGAGAGAGCCAGUUUGCCAAGAUUGACACCAUUGCUGCCGAUGAGAGCUUCACCCAGGUGGACAUUGGUGACAGGAUCAUGAAGCUGAACACGGAGAUUAGAGAUGUGGGGCCACUCAGCAAGAAGGGGUUUUACUUGGCUUUUCAGGACGUUGGUGCCUGCAUCGCUUUGGUGUCUGUCCGUGUCUUCUACAAGAAGUGCCCGCUGACGGUACGAAACCUGGCACAGUUUCCUGACACCAUUACUGGGGCUGAUACCUCCUCUCUAGUGGAGGUUCGUGGCUCCUGCGUCAACAACUCUGAAGAGAAGGAUGUGCCAAAAAUGUACUGUGGGGCAGAUGGCGAGUGGCUGGUGCCCAUUGGCAACUGUCUGUGCAACGCUGGCUACGAAGAGCGCAAUGGAGAAUGCCAAGCUUGCAAAAUCGGAUACUACAAGGCUCUCUCGACAGAUGUGGCUUGUGCCAAAUGCCCGCCUCACAGCUACUCCAUCUGGGAAGGCUCUACCUCCUGCACCUGCGAUCGGGGCUUUUUCCGAGCCGAAAAUGAUGCUGCCUCCAUGCCCUGCACUCGCCCUCCAUCUGCUCCCCAGAACCUGAUUUCCAAUGUCAAUGAGACCUCGGUGAACUUGGAGUGGACUGCCCCCCAGAACAAAGGUGGUCGGGAGGACGUCUCCUACAACGUGGUAUGCAAGAGGUGUGGUGCCGGUGACCUUAGCCGCUGCCGGUCCUGCGGCAGCGGUGUGCACUUCAGCCCCCAGCAGAACGACUUGAAGACCACCAAAGUCUCCAUCACAGACCUCCUGGCACACACGAACUACACCUUUGAAGUCUGGGCAGUGAAUGGAGUGUCCAAACAGAAUCCCAGCCAGGACCAAGCUGUGUCAGUCACUGUGACAACUAACCAAGCAGCUCCGUCCCCUAUUGCUUUGAUCCAGGCUAAAGAGAUCACCAGGCACAGCGUUGCCUUGGCUUGGCUGGAACCCGACAGGCCAAAUGGAGUCAUCUUGGAGUACGAAGUCAAAUACUACGAGAAGGACCAAAAUGAGCGCAGCUAUCGCAUUGUGAAGACAGCCUCCAGGAACACAGACAUCAAAGGCUUGAACCCCCUGACUUCAUACGUGUUUCAUGUGCGGGCAAGGACAGCAGCAGGCUAUGGAGACUUCAGUGGGCCGUUCGAGUUCACAACUAACACAGUUCCUUCCCCCAUCAUUGGCGAUGGUACCAAUCCCACAGUGCUGCUUGUCUCGGUGGCUGGCAGUGUUGUUCUUGUGGUCAUUCUCAUUGCAGCCUUUGUCAUCAGCAGGAGGCGCAGCAAGUACAGUAAGGCUAAGCAAGAGGCAGAUGAAGAGAAACAUUUGAACCAAGGUGUUAGAACAUAUGUGGAUCCUUUUACAUACGAGGAUCCGAACCAGGCUGUGAGGGAAUUUGCCAAAGAAAUUGAUGCCUCCUGCAUAAAGAUUGAAAAAGUUAUUGGUGUGGGAGAGUUUGGUGAAGUAUGCAGUGGGCGCCUCAAAGUACCAGGAAAAAGGGAGAUUUGUGUCGCUAUUAAGACUCUAAAAGCUGGAUACACUGAUAAACAAAGGAGAGACUUCCUGAGCGAGGCCAGCAUCAUGGGACAAUUUGACCAUCCCAAUAUCAUCCACUUGGAAGGUGUAGUUACUAAAUGUAAACCAGUAAUGAUCAUAACUGAGUACAUGGAGAACGGGUCCUUGGAUGCCUUCCUCAGGAAGAAUGAUGGCAGAUUUACAGUCAUCCAGUUGGUGGGGAUGCUUCGUGGCAUUGGGUCGGGAAUGAAGUAUCUGUCUGACAUGAGCUAUGUGCAUCGGGACCUAGCUGCUCGAAACAUACUGGUCAACAGCAACCUGGUCUGCAAAGUGUCUGACUUCGGCAUGUCCCGCGUCCUGGAAGAUGACCCUGAAGCAGCUUAUACCACAAGGGGUGGCAAGAUCCCCAUCAGAUGGACUGCACCAGAGGCAAUUGCCUACAGAAAAUUUACAUCAGCUAGUGAUGUGUGGAGCUAUGGCAUCGUCAUGUGGGAAGUCAUGUCCUACGGAGAAAGACCUUACUGGGAUAUGUCCAAUCAAGAUGUUAUUAAAGCCAUUGAGGAAGGGUACCGGCUGCCACCUCCGAUGGACUGCCCCAUUGCUCUCCAUCAGCUGAUGUUGGACUGCUGGCAGAAGGAACGCAGUGACAGGCCCAAAUUUGGACAGAUCGUCAACAUGCUGGACAAACUCAUCCGCAACCCCAACAGCUUGAAGAGGACAGGCAGCGAGAGCUCCAGACCCAGCACAGCCCUCCUGGAUCCCAGCUCCCCAGAGUUCUCGGCAGUUGUUUCUGUUGGUGACUGGCUCCAAGCCAUCAAAAUGGAGCGAUACAAGGAUAACUUCACAGCUGCCGGCUAUACCACCCUAGAGGCUGUGGUGCAUAUGAACCAGGAAGACCUGGCAAGGAUCGGCAUCACUGCCAUCACGCACCAGAACAAGAUCCUGAGCAGCGUUCAAGCGAUGCGCACCCAAAUGCAACAGAUGCACGGCAGGAUGGUUCCCGUCUGAGCCGGCACUGAAUAAACUCAAAACUCCUGAAAUUAGUUUACCUCAUCCAUGCACUUUAAUUGAAGAACUGCACUUUUCUUACUUCGUCUCCUCGCCCGUCGAAAUCAAGAUCUGCAGCGUUGCUUGAUGUACAGAUUGUAGAAAAGCGAGCGUGUGUGUUGGGAGCGGGGGGCCUCCAGAAAAUGACAAAGCUGUCAUUUGAAACCAGACCUGGAACAAAUUGUUUCUUGGAACAUGCUUCUCUGUUGAUCGACGAUGUGUAAAAUACCUGUAUCUAUAUAAAUAUAAAGUCACGUUCGAGUUUUGAUGCUAUGUUUGGUGCCAGAUACUGUGCUUAGAACAAAACAAAACCAGAACGACUUCCCUUCUCCCUGUGACCUGUAGGAUUACAACCAUAGUGUUUUCUUUGUGGGUGAAACCACCGUUGUGCAUCGUUCACUGGAAUGAAGAAUUCACCCUAGGAUAUUAUUUGCAGACUCGAUGCAUCGCCGAUACCUUGUGGAAACCUCAGUGAGAACAUCACGUGGCUCAUCAGUGCCUGCCGGUUAGUGAUGUACCCACUUAUGGGCUUGAGACGUGGAAGGACCCACCUCGUGGAUUGUUGGGCAAAGCUGGACUUCUGGGGAGCUUGUUGGCUGGUGGUGUGCUGUGCUGAAGCCUACUGCUUAAAGACACCUCGUGAAUAUCUUGCCAGCAGUCAGCAGUGACAAUCCUGUCUGUGGAGCUGUCAGACUUCUUUUCUCUUUCAAGAGGGGGUUCCCUUUGCCACACGAAGAAGGGAAAUUGAGUUUUGCUUUCAUGGCCCACCCCAUUGACCAUACUGACCAUGGAGGAACGCAGACUAGAUAUGAAGCCUUCUGGAUCCACAGUUGUGUCUUCCAUAGCACUGAUUCUGGAAACCACACGCUGACACUCACCAGUCCCUGAAGAGAGAGUGACUUUUACUUUCUUUUUUUCCUGUGCCACCCACUCUGAUUUUUUUUCUUCAUUGUGAGACAACAAACUCGUUGAGACUCAGCACCCAGUUGUCAUUUGAGGAAUGUACUGUGUCAAAGCCCUACAGACUUCUGGAUUGAGUUUUUUCUUCCCCUUCUGCUUUCUCUUCCUAUUUUGGGUUUUAUUUAUAUAUUUUGUUGUUUUCUCUCCUCAUCCUGCUGUCACUGCUGCACCUCGGAUGAGUGCAGGUGACAGAGCACUACACAUCUUGCCAUGGACGCCAGGCCAGGUGCCUCAGGGAAGAGCCCAGGUCCUGUGAGCUGCCUGUACCCGUUACUGAAGUGACUUUUUACACAAAAGGUGCCAUUGCAGUGAUAAAUGUUUGGGGUCUUCUCCUUGAAUGGGUGAUGGAUGAGUAUCUCCUCAGAAAGGUGCGUACCUGUGCUCGUGUGCGUGCGUUUGCCUGUCGGUCACCUCCUCUGCAGAGCUGCCUAUGAAUGUGCUGGGAACACCUCUGGAAGUGCAGGAGUCCCCUGUCAUGUGAGAGCAGGCCAGUAGCUCAUGUCUGCAACGGGAGCCAGAACGCACAUGUUAAAAGAUGUUCAGAUUUCUGCAUCUGGAAGUGUACCUUUUAUCUGCCACACCAACCUUCCUGAGUAGCUCUGCAGCCUGAGACGGGGCAAUUUCAGUUAGUUUUGGAGUUGUGGAUCAGGGGAUCCGUAAGGGUGCUAAAGACUUUUCCAAGUGGCAUUUAUUCAUCCUGAUGCCCUGUUCACAAUCAUAGCUAACCAGUUCCUCAGUGGCAAGGUGAUGGAGCAAACACCUGCACAUCCAUCCCCUGGUAACCCCAAACUGAAUUCUGAAGUAGCCUUUUUUUUUUCCACCUGCAAAAAGAGGUUUUUGAAGACUUGUUGAAUGCGAACAAAUAUAUGCAAUUCUUCCAUCUGCAGCAGCACCUCGUUCUGUGCAAGCUGUGAUUGACUUGUAGGAACCCAAAUGCUUGGUUUGCUCCCAGCACAGGUGAGGAACAAAAAUGCAGUGAGACUUGUAAGGUUACAGUAGUCAGCAAGAGGAUUGUGAGAUGUGUCCUGCUCCUCAUGUGGAUGAUGAGGAGCUGGUGAAGUGCCCAGUUUCUUCCGUGGCUCAAGGAACAGUGCUGGAACUUCCUGAUACUACCCAGAAAAGCUGUCUGUGAUUGGAGAAUUCCCUGUUAAUGUAGCAGUUCAGCAGUGUGCCAGAGCCCAGAGAGCAUGCAGUGCUGAGUAUUUGGAGGGGGCAGGUCGUGCUCUCUGCUUGCCUCCUGGCCAUGCUACCCACACCACAGCAAACUGCUACAAGACAGCUCCUCUAGACCUGGAGAGACUGGAUGUGCUCAGAGAGAGUCGUGAAGUGGUGUCCCAAAGGUGCUCCUGCUUCGUCCUCUUGUCCUUCCUCACUGACCCUCCAAGUCCAUCAUUAACCAUACUCCUGCCCAUGCUGACAGGGUCAGUUGAAGGGACAGGAGGGCAACCACGCUGUUGGCCAAGGCCAAGCAUAGUCAUGCUGAGUGAGGUGCCAACAAGGAUGGCUGCUCCAGGUGGAGCUGGGGAUGGAAGGGAAGCGAAGGCUGGAGUGUCUCUUCCUCUUUGGGAAGAGGUCAUCACCAGCACUGCCUCACACGCUGAGCCUCUGUUCGUUAAGACAUUGUCCUGUUCACACACCACUGGUUGAUGUUUGUCUGGGUUUCUUGCUGUACUAAUUUUGUGAUGGAUCUUAUGUAUUAAAAAUAUAUAUGUAUAAAAUACAAAAGGCUGGUGAGUGACCAGCAGACAGGACUUGAGAAGCAGUAUUUUUCUUUCACGUGACAUUUUCAUAACCAGAAACAAAAAAAAAAAGGAAAAAAAAAAAGAGAAAAAAAAAGGGAAAAAAAAAUCUGAAAUACUAAUCUGACAAAUAAAAAGAGAGUGCAUUUAUUUUUUUGUAUCACUGCAAGUAUGUUGGAAUAUGCAAGGACUGUGGUUAAAACUAGAAUGUAUGAGGCAUAUUAUACUUUAGUUCAUACUGAAAAGAAAAAGAAUCUAACAGCAUUUCUUGGUUCGUGCAUUUGAAUGAUCUCUGGGUUAGAUAUAGAGAUUUUUUCUAUUUUGUUUUAAUUUGUAAUUUCCACCCACCCCACCCCCCUUCCAUGAAUUUUAGGUACACAUAACUUAUGUCAUUUAUUUAUGGUCUUUUAUACCUAGUUUGUAAAAUUGUAAAAUAGCAAACAAUGCAAACAUUUGCAUUUGAAAAUAAUAAAGUAGUUGCUGUACAAACCUGAAA